AUGGAUCAGCAGACGAACCACGAGCCUGCUAUAGAGGCACAAAACCUCUUUAAACAGAACUUCCAGCUCUCUGCCGCAGAACAUUUGCAACAACAAAACAUAGAUACUCAACAGCAUGUGCUUACUGGCCUCCAGCAGAUGACGUUGCCCAAUUCGCAACAGUCCGAGACCUCUUCCAGCUCGGCAGUUUCCAUGGUAUCAACUCCUAACGAAAGUCCCCGAUUAGGAUCAAGGAUUUCUGCUUCCCACCAAAGGCUUCCGUCUUUGUCGUCUCUGGCCCCUAAUUUGGGCUCAUACAACUCAACAAGCCAGGUCCCUCAGGCCAGCUUAACCCCACGUCAGUAUAGGAUAUCAGACGUGGAUAUCAACCAGGCGCUCAAAAGACAUCAAAGUGAGACUAACACCUUGAAUCAGUUUAGAAAUCCCUGGUUUAAUCAAAAAUCCAACCCCCGGUUAGCUCCUAUAAACACGCAUUUGGGCUGCGAUGAUAAUUAUUCACCUCUUUUGAUGCAAACACCAGUAAAAGGUGCUCCUCAGGGACUUCCGACAACAUACGAAUCUUCCACGUUUCAGGAUGCAUCGCAAAUUAUACCUCCUCUGCGAAUUAACGCCCCCCUUCCUCAAGACACCUACAACCAGAAUGCGCAGUUUGGUCCUGGUGAGUUUUACAGAAGACAGUCUGUGGCGGCGAAUUAUUUCUCGAAUCAUGAACAAGUCCCCAAAAGCGCAUUGCCAAUGUAUGCCAAGGGCUUUGAAACUCUCGGAGAACUUCAACGUCCUCAUAGUCCCGCUCCGAGGUUCCAUCGAAUUCAGUCUCUUUCGGACCUGAGACCAGUAACCAACGCAAAACCGAAAUACAGAAGAGCCUCGUCAUCAACAACUUUUGUGUCACCGCUCAAGGCUCUGACAACCUCUAUCUCUGUAACAUACUCGAUGUGCAGGCCGGAAUUUGACUACAAGUCGUCUAAAAAUCCAAGAAGAGUGCUGACGAAACCGAGCCAUCCUAAAUCAAAUAAUGGAAACGACAACGAGGACAACGAUUAUAUUCUAUAUGUGAACGAUAUUUUGGGUACCGAGGAAAACAGGAAGUACAUGGUAUUGGAUUUGCUUGGGCAGGGAACAUUUGGCCAGGUGGUGAAAUGCCAAAACCUCAAGACGCAAGAAAUUGUUGCCGUGAAGGUUGUCAAAUCCACACCGGUUUAUUUGAACCAAUCUUUGACCGAAGCAAGCAUUUUGGAACAUCUCAACUCGAAAAUUGAUCCCCAUGACAAGCAUCACUUUUUAAGGCUACAAGACAAGUUCAUGCACAAGAACCAUUUGUGUUUGGUGUUUGAACUUCUCUCUUCUAAUUUAUACGACCUGAUACGGCAAAAUCAGUUCAAUGGACUUACCAUCAAAUUAAUACGGAAGUUUUCCGUUCAGCUGCUCGAUGCAUUGGCCGUACUCAAGGAUGCAAAACUUAUUCAUUGUGAUUUGAAGCCGGAAAACAUCUCUCUUGUUUCUCUCGACAGACCAGACUUGAAGGUGAUUGAUUUUGGCUCUGCAUGCCACGAACGACAAAUAUUCUAUACCUACAUUCAAUCCCGGUUCUACAGGUCUCCAGAAGUUCUAUUGGGGUUAUCGUACUCCAGCUCAGUUGAUAUGUGGUCAUUUGGAUGCAUAGUCGCAGAACUCUUUCUCGGCUUACCACUAUUCCCUGGAUCAUCCGAGUAUAACCAGCUCUAUCGCAUCAUACAAAUGAUGGGCAUGCCACCUACUUGGAUGAUAGAUAUGGGAAAAAACUCGAUGAACUUCAUGAACAAGAUAGAGCUCCCUAAUGGAAAGCACACUUAUCAACUUAAGAGUAUGGAGCAAUAUUCAAAGGAGAACAAUGUGAAGGAAACCCCGGGAAAAGAGUAUUUCAAGCAAAGAUAUUUGGAAGAUAUAAUCAUGAACUACCAGCUGCCAAAAAAGAACAUGACUCAGCAAAUGAUUGAUAAGGAAAUGAUGAACCGCAAGUGUCUGUCGCAUUUCCUCCAUGGAAUACUGAAUUUGAAUCCGUUGGAAAGAUGGACACCUCACGAAGCAAUACUGCAUCCGUUCAUCACGGAACAGCCAUUUGAUGGAUUUUGGAAUCCACCAUCUAAAACUAUAGGCCUUCCAAGUGGUUCUGGUAGCACUUCUUCUCUUGAUACUGUGAGGAGACAACGUUCUAAGAGUUUUGGCAACAUCUAA
Molecule: messenger RNA, 2214 nt
Organism: Ogataea parapolymorpha DL-1
Lineage: Eukaryota; Fungi; Ascomycota; Pichiomycetes; Pichiales; Pichiaceae
Product: Serine-threonine protein kinase that is part of a glucose-sensing system
Exons: 1
Coding region: 1-2214 (737 amino acids)
Biological process (GO): peptidyl-serine phosphorylation; peptidyl-threonine phosphorylation
Cellular component (GO): nucleus; cytoplasm
Molecular function (GO): protein tyrosine kinase activity; ATP binding; protein serine/threonine kinase activity
Source: RefSeq, a predicted model, not a curated record